UUUUAUAGUCCACUGUAUUAAACAUAUAGGCUAGGCUAAUGAGAACGGUCAUGGACAUAUUGCUUUGAAUGCAGCAAAUUAUUGCGGUCAGCUACCGGGUAAUAUGACUUUGGAAAAGAAUACCAAAUGAUUUCCAAUUUCGAUAUGGCUUUGGCUACACACCCUUGCAGUGUUAACGUUAUGUGGUUUUGUUCUCCAGCACCACCCUCGGGUGAACAGCGCGCGCUUAACUCACUGUCAACAACACCUCAGAUCACAGCGCCACAAUGAAGCAGCCUCCGUACACUCACUAACGCAGGCUUUGCCUUCAACAGCACGAGCACAACCCGAUUCGAUUGCAUUUCUGCACAGAAUCAUUGCCAACAGCAUCUAAUAGUGACAGGCGGAUAUUAAAGACACCAAAGUAUGGAUACCGUGUCCAUUUCUAGAGAGCGUGAUGAUGCUGAAAUCACAGAUUCAGCCACGACAGAGGGACCUUCUCAGGAAGCACCUCAAAGUGAAAUCCCUGAGGUUUCACUGUGUCCUCCAGACAAUGACAGCACAGAAUCUCAGAUGUGUCCGGUCAAGAUAGAAGAGAAUCAAGCAGACAACUGCAGUCCGUUCAAAUCACACUCCUCUACUCAACUCCAUCGUCAAGUCUCACAGGGCUCUCAUCAGGGCUAUCAUUCACUACAACGCAAAAGAUGCCCCUGCUGUGGCCACCAGCAGUUGAAUCAAAGCAAUGUAUGUCCAGGUCAAAUGAAUGCUUACCAUCAAUCAGACUCGCAUUCAGCGAGUCCUGUUAAGACUGUCCAUAGCUGCAGUCCAUCACGUCUGCCUUCGUGUCACAAUAAAAUGCAGUGCCAGUGGCUUCAUGGAUCUCAUGAUGGCAGCAACCACAAGCCUGUGCAGCGUCACAUGGUGACAGUGAGGAAUGACGGCCUGCAUAGGAUACCGAGGAGAGUUCAAGAUUUAGAAGGAAUUGGGAAGAAGCAUUCAAGCAUUAAGCCAACAUGCUAUUCCCAGGUUAUAGUGGAGUACCCGAUGACUGUACUCAUUUCAUGCACACUACUUCUGUUUGCCUGUUCCCUCGCUGGGAUUUUGACUGGUCCUCAGCCAGACUUUUCAGACCCUUUGUUGGGAUUUGAACCUCGUGGAACAGACAUCAGUAUCCGUCUAGCAACCUGGAUGAGGUUACAGCAAAACACUGGGCCUGGAAAAUCAUUGUCCCCAGUUCCAUGGCAACUCACAGAAAGAACAACGGCAGGAGAGGACACAAUUAGAUCUGAACCUCAGUUAAGAGAACGACCAAGGAGAAUGUUGCACAGAGAUUACACGGAGCACAACUUUUUUUGUAAUGCCCCAGGAGAGCGCUAUGCUCAGCUGGUCUUCCGCUCUGGAAACUCUGCCAGUCUCUGGAGUCUAAAGGCAAUUUACUCCAUGUGCCAGAUGGAACAGACACAGAUCCGUUCAGGGACACAAUUUGAUCAACUCUGCCAAGUCAGAUCAGAGUUAUACGGCUCCACAGUGGAAAAUGAGUGCUGUCCAAGUUGGUCUCUGGGAAACUACUUGGCUCUUCUCAACAACGUUUCUUCCUGCUUUAGUCUGACUGCACAGCAGGUUUCUGAAAGCCUUGGUCUGCUCAGAUUCUGUGCCCCUUACUACCACGACAGAAGCCUGGUUGCAUCAUGUACUGAGAGGAGUAAAUUUGGCCGUUGUGCAUCUGUCCCACACCGCUGUAAACUGUCAAGCAUCUUCCAGAUUCUUCAUUACCUUGUGGACAAGGACUUCCUGGGGCCACAGACUGUUGAAUACAAGGUCCCGUCUCUAAAAUAUAGCGUAGUGUUUCUACCAGUGGAAAAAGGUGAUCCACUGAUGAAAGUUUAUUUGGACCAUCUAGAGGGUCGCGAGCUCACCUAUAACAACACCACCAUAACAGGAAUGGAUUUGGGAAUUAAACAAAAACUUUUUAAAUAUUAUUUGGCAUGGGACUCUAUCUAUCCUGUUCUUGCAGCUCUUGCACUUUUGUUCACAAUGGGACUAUAUCUCAAAUCACCAUUUAUAGCAGUGAUGUCACUGGUUGCUGUCAUUUUAUCACUUUCCACCUCAUAUUUUUUCUACAAAUUCGCAUUUCGCUUGACAUUUUUUCCACUCCUCAAUCUAGCAUCAGUCCUUGUGCUUUUGGGAAGUUGCCUAAAUCAAGCCCUGACUUUUGUUGAUUUCUGGAAGCUACAGCUAAGCCACAACCCUCCAGCUGUGCCUGAGAAGAGAAUGAACCGGGUUUUACAGGAAAUAGGAUACUUGAUAUUAGUGUCAGGUCUGACAUCUAGCAUCACGUUUUACUCUGGCUACAUAAGUAGCAUCACUGCCGUGAGAUGUUUCGCUGUAUAUCUUGGCAGUGCUUCAUUAAUAAACACAUUUUUUGCUCUUGUUUGGCUUCCUUGCACCCUCAUUUUGCAGGAACGCUAUACUGAGCUUUCUUCAAACCCUGUUGCAAAGGCAGCAUGGAAGCCCUGUUGCGCGAAAAAUACAGGUGGAUUCUGGGAGACAAGUUCAAGAAAGAGAUGUUUGUUUACCGUGAGGCAGAAGCUUCGGACGUUAGGCCGAGGGUUUUCAGACACAUCAAACCUGCUUUUUUUAAAGAUCCUGCCUUGUGGAGUAGUGAAAUUCCGAUACAUAUGGAUCUGUUGGUUUGCAGUGCUCGCAGUCGGUGGAACGUACAUAUCAUGCGUAGACCCUGGCAUGAAACUGCCAACUUCGGACAGCAGGACAACUCAGCUGUUCCGUUCCAGCCAUCCCUUUGAGAGAUACGAUGCCGAAUAUCGCCAUCAGUUCAUGUUUGAGCGAAUGAAACAGGGUGAAGAUGAACCCAUGACGCUGACUCUAAUUUGGGGCAUCGUUCCAUCAGACGAUGGUGACCACUUUGAUCCAAAAAGUAAUGGAUCUUUAGCUCUUGAUCCAGGGUUCAAUAUGAGCAGUCCCCAAGCCCAACUGUGGUUGCGGGAUCUGUGUGGAAAAAUUCAAAACCAGAGCUUCUAUUCUCCAUUAUCACCUGACCAAGAAACAGUAGAAGACAAUGUGUGUUUUGUUGAACGUUUGAUUCACUGGGUUUCUAUACGCCGCUGUUCCGAAAGCGAUGAUGCAUUUAGCUUUUGCUGCAAUAAUAUUCCCUUUCCUUACCCACCAAGUGUUUUCGAGCAGUGCCUUAGCAUGAUGUUGGCAGAACAGUAUGCAGAGGGGCGCUUAACCAGUGGUGGAGGCCUAAGGUUUGAUUCGGAGGGUCGAAUUGCUGCCCUUGUACUAAUAUUCAAAACUGUACAACUUUACAGCUUCAACUUCAGCAGAAUGUCACAGUUCUAUCAAGAGAUCUUAUCAUGGUUUAAUGGGGAAAUCUCCAAGGCUCCAGUGGGACUGCAGAAAGGAUGGUUUGUAAGCCAGCUAGGCUUAUAUGACUUCCAGCACUGCUUGAGUUCAGAGACAUUGGAGGUGGCAGGCUUUUCAGUAGCUCUCACAUUUGCACUGCUGUUACUCACGACGUGGAAUAUUCCAUUAAGUGUGUAUGUGUCCGCUGCGGUGGGAGGGAGUGUGUUUGCUACUGUUGGUCUCCUUGUGCUUUUAGAAUGGCAGUUAAAUGGUGUGGAAGCACUCUUAAUUUCAGCAGCUGCAGGUCUUUCUGUUGACUUUGUGGCCAAUUACUGCAUUUCAUACAGCCUGGCCCCACACAGUGACAGACUGGGCAGGGUUGCACAUUCCCUGAAGAGAAUGGGUUACCCGGUAGCUACAGGUGCUGGGGCACAUUUUUGUGUGGGCAUUAUUAUGUUACCCGCAACUGCAUUGCUUUUCAGGAAGCUUGGGAUCUUCCUCCUGCUUGUGAAGUGUGUUGCAUGUGGCUUCGCCACUUUCUUCUUCCAGUCAUUGUGUUGCUUCUUCGGCCCCCAAAAGAACUGUGGGAGAAUAACCCUACCGUGUGUUAAAAAGCAAGCCACUGAAAAUAUAUUGUCAUCCUGUUCGGCUACAGAACCAGGGACCACCAAUCCGGCAGCUAAUGGGGCAUUUGGCUGUGGCACGGGUUCUCGGGUUCAAAGAAGUUUUAAUAAAGAAAGCGAAGGCUUUCUUUGCCCCAAUCAGCAGCACCAUAGAAAGCGCCAACCGAUGGGAGGACGGGAGCCAGAACAGUACGAGCUGCAGCCACUUGCUUGCCAGUUGAGCGACAGCUUUGAGAAUAGCACUUGCACCAGCAAGCUGUCCAACAGACCUUCUGUCCUUUCCGAUGACAUUCAGUUCUGUGGGCUUAGUCCAAGGCAAGACUAUGAUCGAGUCAGCAGUGAGGCUGACAGCACAGAAAUGUGUAGCAGGCACCUCAAGGGUUGCAACCCACCUCCAGCCCUCCAGACCUCAUCCCCGUACAAAGAGAACACGUUGUGUCCUGUAGUUGCUCUUCCACAAGAUGCGCCUAAGGAAAAGGUUUUGUGCAAGAAAUGCCGAGGUGGGCUCCAACUUUGGAAUGUGUCUUUAUCAUCUUCCUCAAGCAUGGAAGAAAUCAUGAUCACUCAGACUACAGACAUUGUCAAUGAAAGGUCACUCUCAAUAGAUGAAGCCGCUAGCUGUCAGCUACAUAAACGGCUUUUGUCAUGUCAAUCUCAGAGUUCCAUGGAGGGACUCGAAGACUCCAAUGAGACUUGCUUAAGUGAGGUAGAACCUGCAAUCUUAGUCUCUCAAGCUGUUAAGAUCGAGGAAGAGUUACAACCUGGCCACCUUAAUGGCAGGAGAGACACUUUACGUCUGUCCUUGAAGGAGACUGUAUAUGACCUUGCCUCCCCGGGGUCUGGUAGGGUGAGGACCACCCAAAGUGAGGUGCCUGUAAUAUUGCCCAACAGCAAACCCGAUAUGCCCGAUGUCUGGAUCAAAAGGGAAGGAAAAGGUGAAGGUGGCAGCUGAUCAAUAUUGUCAACACACUGAGCAAAUCUAAACCACAGAAUGGCAAGAACUUUAUAUGGUGGGCUGAACUUUUGUACUCAGCAGCAUAUUACAUUUCUGAAAAAAAAAAAAGAGUACUAAACAAUGUUUUGCAAACACCAAUUAAUUGUUUGUAAGUAUGCAUAGUGCUUACAAAAAUUUGAAAAGAAGGUUUUUUUAGCAUGAUUCCUUGCAUGUCAUGUAAAUAUACACUGAAUGUGCACCCACAAUAGCCUUUGAAAAAGCCUUUCUUCAGGGGCCUUGAACUGCAAACUUACAAACACUUAAAGAACAAUUGUGCCUGAUCUUUUACACAACCAAGCCAUGAACUAAUCUCUAUCAUUCUGUUAAGGUCACAAUCAUUAUCAAUUUCUUUAAUGGACUCAACAACCAAUUAAGUUGUCCAAAUGAUUUGAUUAUACACAAAUUAUUAAGCAUUGAAAUAACCCACUACAGUAAUUUUACACUUAACUUAUGCCAGGAACACUUGGCAUAGAUGUGCUUUCUACUGUGGCUAUAACUGUUUCACACAUGAAUACCUUUUAUUGCAUGUUUAUGUUAUGAAAUAUUUUCAGACCUGAAAGCUUAAGGAAACAUAAUUUUGUUUUUGCAGAGCCAUGAAAGUACCUCUUUUUUAAAAAAAAAAAAGACAAUGACUGCCCAUCAGAAUAUAGGCUAAUUACAACAGUGUGCUUUAGUAGAAUGCUUCAGUGUGUGGACAUGUUUCACUAAUGCCCCAGAUUUAUAAGUCCCUGCAAUACGACCUUUGAACUCUAUACAAGACUCUGAGUGUUACCUCUGUGUUCAGUAUGUAUUUGAAAGAUACGCAUUAAUCAGAAUGCAACAGACUGUAUGUAAUAAUAAGUGGUGUUUUGUGAUGUGCACAAAGAUGUCAGUCCUUUAUAAAACUGGAAUCAAAGGUCAGUUAAACUGGUUAUACUGCAAAAUGAUGUUUUACUAAAGAACAUUUCUAUUUUAUAUUCAGAUUGAUUUGAUGUUACUUCAUUAAGGCCAGCAGAUGUGUCCUUGACAUUAUCAAAGCAUCUUAAACUACAAAGUGCUACAAAGUGCCAAAAUGUAAGAAUGAUUUGUGCCAAAAGUUUUUUUCCCCCUGAAAUUAUGCAGCUGUAUCAUAAAACUUGCUGGUGUGGAACUACUGUUGUUGAUAGCCUGUGUGUAAAGUCAGAUUUGAAGUUGUCAGAAGAUAAACUAUGAUGAAGUUAAAUAAAAAAUAAAAAUAUUUUUAAUUGAGGUUA
Messenger RNA from Megalobrama amblycephala (Wuchang bream), 6191 nucleotides. RefSeq names its product dispatched homolog 2 (Drosophila) (gene disp2). Gene Ontology annotation, cellular component: membrane. The record is from RefSeq and is a predicted model, not a curated record. The coding region runs from base 406 to 4917 and encodes 1503 amino acids. The transcript is spliced from 9 exons. NCBI's taxonomy places the organism in Eukaryota, Metazoa, Chordata, Actinopteri, Cypriniformes, Xenocyprididae.